Achroia grisella is the source of this 1745-nucleotide messenger RNA. RefSeq names its product synaptic vesicle glycoprotein 2C-like. The transcript is spliced from 10 exons. Bases 66 to 1583 code for a protein of 505 amino acids. The record is from RefSeq and is a predicted model, not a curated record. Gene Ontology annotation, molecular function: transmembrane transporter activity. Lineage: Eukaryota; Metazoa; Arthropoda; Insecta; Lepidoptera; Pyralidae. Gene Ontology annotation, biological process: transmembrane transport.
CCACUACCGCGCGUUCGUCGCGCACCAACCGCAACAGAAUCGCACGGCCACUGCACACCACUACCAUGACCAGCAAGACUGAAGAGACCUCCUUUGACGAGGCACUGGAAAGAACCGGUAACGGUCUGUACAAUAUUCUGCUGGUACUCACAAGCUCACUGCUACUGCUAGCCAUCGGCGUGGAUUUGUUCGGGUUCACACUGGUAGUGGCCACAGCUUGUGACCUUCAGCUCACCGUCUCACAGAAGGGUAUACUGGCAUCCCUUCCUUUUGCUGGUAUAAUUCUGGUAUCAUAUCUGUGGGGUUACAUCUCUGAUACCCGAGGCAGGAGGUUCUCUCUGGUGUUGUCUAUGCAAGCUGGUUUUGUUCUAUCAUGCCUAUGCAGUAUAACCCCACACUGGAUCGCGCUUGGCUUCAUAAAAUUUCUAUCUGUAUGUUUUUCGUGUGCCGCCAACUCAGUCACGUACACCCUGGUUGGGGAGUCUUGUAUACAGCGGCUGAGAAGCAAGUACAUGCUGUUGAUGACGUCACUCCUGCUGCUGUCACCUGCAGUCGCUGCUGUUCUAGCUUAUCCCACCUUGAGUUUAGACUUCGAGCUACCACUGCCUGGUCUGGCAGUGAUCUUCAGACCCUGGAGGCUGCUCAUGAUUGUUCUAGCAUUACCAUCCGGUAUAGGAGGAAUUGCUAUUUACUUCUUCUAUGAAUCACCGAAAUUCCUUGCUUAUUUGGGGAAGAAUGAAGAAUCUUUGGAAGUAUUGAAGGCUAUAUAUGAAAUUAAUCAUAGAUAUUGUAAAGAGGACUUUAAGGUGCAGUCAAUAAAGUUAAACGAGGAUUUAGUAAAGAAACAAACGUCGCUAGUUCGAAGAAUUUACGAGCAGAGCGCGCCGCUGUUCAGGCGACCACUGCUGUUCCGGACAUUGCAACUGUUUUAUAUCGUCGCCGUUGUCUAUGUAACAAACAACACCUCCCUAGUGUGGUUGUCACAUAUUCUAGACUUAGUGAGGGUAUCCCUAGAAAACGGAGCAGCUGCUGGUAACAUUUGCUCGCUGAUAUCCAACGAUGCAAGUGCCGUACACACAGCUGUUAAUUCUACGGCAGAGAAAUUUUCACCAGAAAUCUGCCUCGGCUACAUCAAAGAGAACGUGAUACUCACGUUCGUGGCAACUCAGACCAGCUACGCCUUCCUCAACUUCCUCAUAUCCUACCUUCCUAACCACAGACGGUGCCUGGUAAUAUCAAUCCUAUGCCUAUCAUCAGUGAGUGGAGUUCUCCUUAACCUGAUGCCGGAGCCUAUAUCCAGCGUGUUCUUUUUCAUGAUGUUUACAUGCACAUGUUUAUGUAUGGGAGUUCUGGCAUCGUACUUUGUUGAUUUAUAUCCCACUUCUUGCAGGGGAAUGGUGGCUUGCCUCAGCGUUAUGGUGGGUAGGAGUAGUACGUUCGUCGGUAUCAACUUGAUUGGUAACCUCAUCUUCUACCACUGUCAAGUCACUUUCUACCUCUGGUCACUGCUCGUCUUGAGUAGCGUUGUUGCAGCCUGGUUUCUACCACCUGACAAAGCUCAAAUGGACCCAGCAGUAGUUUAAUACGAGGAGGUUGCACAACCAAAGAAACCUAGAAUGUCUGUGAUUUUAGGCUAUAACUAGUUUUAUUGUAAAAUAUAAAUAAUUUUAUCUUUUUUUACAUCAAAAGAUCUGAUAUUAAUAAUAGAUUAUAUUAUACUAGCUUUUGGCCCCGGCAUCGCCUGC